Molecule: messenger RNA, 324 nt
Organism: Kwoniella shivajii
Lineage: Eukaryota; Fungi; Basidiomycota; Tremellomycetes; Tremellales; Cryptococcaceae
Exons: 1
Coding region: 1-324 (107 amino acids)
Source: RefSeq, a predicted model, not a curated record
AUGGAUGAAAUCCUAGCUCCCGUUGCAGGUCCUUCAGACGAACAUAUACCAAGGUCUGGGAUCCCUAAGAUUGAAAACGAAGAUGAAAAUGAACGUUACGCCAUCAUAGGCAGUGACUUAUCUACAAGACUAAAAUACAUGACUAACCAAAUAACCUUGAACGAUUUAUAUAUGAUGAUACCAAUACCAAGUUCUAUCUUGGUCAGAUCAUUUCGAAACCCCCUUAAAGCCAAAUCCACUCCCGAUAGAGAGAAUAAUGAGGUCCGAUUAUGCACACCUAGAUAUCUGACUUUGAUGUCGACGGAUCACGAUGCACCUAGUUAG